AUGGUAGCGCUGGCACCGCAGAAGUCUUUCCCAUUUCACCGCCUGCCUCGACAGCUGCAGCUGCAGAUCUUAGCAGACAGUUCCCUCGUACAAGAGGCCUCCAUAUCUAUACAUUCCGCACAGGUUGUAGCAACGCUAGCUGGGGGCUCCAUACUUUGCCCAACAGACCUAGCUACCGAUAUCUUUUUCUCAUAUAACGCCUUUAGCAUCCAUACCUGGAACGCCAACUUCGUCUCGCAGGACAAUAUCAAUCUAGCAGGGAUGCAUACCUUUCUGGACAGACUUUCAUCGCACGCCCUUGGCCGGAUGCGCCGACUCACUCUUCUGCUUCCUCCUAUUAUCGAUCUAUCUCUUGUCGACGGAUUACUUGAUUGGCGGUUAUGGCAGGCGAGUAUCCAGGUCCUCGCUAGCAAGGCGACGCUACCUAUACACAGCCUGACUGUGGAGAUUGGCAGCUACUGGAGCGAGAAUGAAGGCUUUGAUACAAGGGCGCACUCUACGCCGCGCAUACUGCAAGCCUACGAAGAAGAGGUGGUUCGUCCUCUUCUUCAGCUACGGGGACUGAAGAGGCUAUUUCUCUAUGUCCCCUGCCCGUUUGGCAGGGACAAUGAAGAGGCACGCCUGCAAGUAGAACCUAGGUUAGAGCAAAUGGUCAUGGGUGUCGACUAUGACGCCUAUCGCGUGGGGAAGCCGUAUCCGGACGGGUAUACCCGGCCCUUUCUUCGCGACGAGGACGCAUAA
This is a messenger RNA of Parastagonospora nodorum SN15, 741 nucleotides long. RefSeq lists its product as hypothetical. NCBI's taxonomy places the organism in Eukaryota, Fungi, Ascomycota, Dothideomycetes, Pleosporales, Phaeosphaeriaceae. The record is from RefSeq and is a predicted model, not a curated record. Bases 1 to 741 code for a protein of 246 amino acids. The transcript has 3 exons.